UCCUCCCACUGAUGAUGGCCUGUCCCAAACACAAGACAAAAACAAAUCUCACAUACAAAGGGACGUAAAAUCUGCCGUGUGCUUUAUUCCUCUACGCUUCUCUCCACCGGUUAAGCAAAGCCAGGAACGAUAUUAAGGCAACGAUGGUCUCGCCUGUCACUGUGGUCAAAAGUGAAGGCCCGAAGCUUGUGCCGUUCUUCAAAGCCACCUGCGUCUACUUUGUUCUGUGGCUGCCCACCUCGAGCCCCUCCUGGUUUAGUGCCCUCAUCAAAUGUCUGCCCAUCUUUUGUCUCUGGGUUUUCCUGCUAGCCCAUGGCAUCAGCUUUUUAGGUGCCCACUCAAGUGCCAGGAAAAUCCUGGCAGGACUUAUAUUUUCAGCUUUGGGUGACGCAUUUCUCAUCUGGCAAGAGCAAGGCUACUUUAGUCACGGACUGCUAAUGUUCGCCAUCACCCACAUUCUCUACUCUUCGGCUUUCGGGAUGAAGCCCCUAAACUUCAGAGCAGGUUUGAUCAUUUCCGUCAUCACGGCCCUUAGUUACAGUCUCCUCUACCCCUACCUCUCCGGUCCUUUUACCUACUUGGUGGCCGUUUACACCGCCCUCAUCGGAUUCAUGGGCUGGCGGGCCAUCGCCGGCGUCCAGCUCGCCAACGACCUCUGGACCUGGACGAAACUUUCGGCGUGUCUGGGAGCCGUCCUCUUCAUGGUGUCCGACCUCACCAUUGCCGUCAACAAGUUCUGUUUCCCCGUGCCUCAUUCCCGACUCAUCAUAAUGGCGACCUACUACGCGGCACAGAUGUUGAUCGCUCUGUCAGCCGUUGAAUGCCAAGAUGCUGACGUGUCUUGGAAAAGAGCCUGAGGAACCGCAUCUUAAACAAUCUUUUCCACAGCCGCUGCAAAGGUUCAAAUCCCACUUGCUGAAUCUUCUGGUCCAUCUUUGGUUGAGAAUUUGCGAUUUUAAGGCGAUGCAAGGCCUGGAUUUAACGUCUUUGCUUCAGGUAUUAUUGUUACAACCAUGGCUUCUUGGCACCCUGGGAUUUGUUGUGCACUUAUGACCUGAGAACAAGAGCCUGGAGUGAUUUGGGAUAUCUGGAUGCUACUUUCAGGCCUACGGGAUGGACCAGAUAAGGAUAAAUACAAGGUGGUUCAGGGUUUGCAUUGCAGGCUCACCUUAGAUGUACCAGACCAACAUUUUAGUGUAACUAGUGCUGCUGUACCGAUAAUCAAUGCACAGGUCUUGAUGUGUCAUUUCAAAGUCUCAAUUUUAUUAUGUUACUUGAGUUCAUAUACAAAACGUCCACGCCUACAUGAGUAAACAUGCUGGCUUCAAAUAGUCCAUCACGCCCAACAGACUGCAUCAAGUGGUGGCCUCUUUUCUUUGCGAGAUGUGACCAAAACUGAUACGACGAAUCUUUUAUUCAAAAGGAUUGAAGUCUUGCUUUCUUAGGAGGAAAUUUGAGGACAUUGUCUGUUAUCUUUCUCUUAGGUUUCCGCUAAGUCAGCAGCAUUGUGCAAUAGUUCAUUAGGAAACCGCAAAUAAGUAUUACCUUUACUGAUUAUUUUGUAUGUACAGUAUCAUAUAUUGUUUUUUAGGGUGUGAUGUCAGGUCAUACAUGUGUACCGAGCUUCCAACCACUUUCAAUUGCCAGUAGGAGGUAUCUUAGUAAAGGGAAAUGGGGAAACACCACACUGGGAAAAACAACAUCUGCGUUAAACUUGACUUUGGGAAUGGAGAGAAAUGGAGAUCUCAUUUCAUUCACAUUUCCACCUGAAAAUGUGUUAACGUUUCAGAGCAAUGUUUUUUCAACAGUUUUGUAAUUCUCGCGACAUCAUGUCCAGUUCAUAUUUCUCCACAAAAUCAGAAGAAAAAUAAUAUCGGUAUGAUUUACAUAAAGAUAAAAAUAUAGGUUUUUUUUGCAUCAUGACAUUAAACAUAUAAGUAUGUUUACGUAAUUUUUUUAAAUAUAAAUAUACUAAAACAGUAUUUUUAAUACAAUAUAUAACUUUCUCAAUAAUUUCUUUCGAUUUUGGGGUGAAAUAUGACAUUACUUAAAUGGCUUUGUAAAAUUCGCAAGUUUAGUCAAAUAGCGUGUACUGAUCACCAUUUUGUUCUGUAGUUCUUAAUAAGGGAUGAUCAUCUGAUCUUUCGCUAACGGUAAAUUAAGAAAAUCAGCUUGGAUGGAAACUCUACCUGAUGUGAUACCUGUAUGUACUCAGCUGCUGUACCUUUAUAUGUUAGUGGAAACAAGUGAAGGCAAACACAGCUGAACACCUAAGCUGUUAUUAAAACGAUACAGCAGGCAAAACAUAACUGUGACGCACAUAAGACAACAUCUUGUGGUGGAUUGGCUUUUAUUGAACACUAGUUGGGACAGAAUGCAUUAUUUAUCGGAAGCGAACGCUACACUGUUAAAAGCGAAAGUUGGAUUAAGUGUAAAAAUUAAUUUAAUUGGUAACACCUAAUUAAUUUAAUUUAUUUCAGCUGAAAUAUUCUCACUUUAGGUGAAAAUUUUAAAUCGAAAAGUGUUUUUUUUUUCACCUGAAAUCUUUCACUUAAAUGGACACUCCACUUUUUUGAAAAUAUGCUCAUUUUCCAGCUCUCCUAGAGUUAAACAUUAGAUUUUUACCGUUUUGGAAUCCAUUCAGCUGAUCUCCGGGUCUGGCGGUAACACUUUUAGCAUAGCUUAGCAUAAUCCAUUGAAUCUGAUUAGACCAUUAGCAUCGCGCUAACAAAUACCCAAAGAAAUUUGAAAAUUUUGACUCUUCUGUAGUUACAUCGUAUACUAAGACGGCAAUGUCUUACUUUCAAUAGCAGGGGACUAUUUUCGGUCAGUGCGUAAUAUCACUACGCCUGCUGCAGCCAUGUUACGGCAGCAAAGUCCUUGAUUAUUACCUCAGAAUGAGAGUAUAGUUCUUAGACAUAUCUGCCUAGAAAAUCACAACUUUUAAUUUUCCGUCUGUCUUUGUACACGAUGUAACUACAGAAGAGUCAAGUUUUAAAUAUGAAAAAUAUCAAAACUCUUUGGUUAUUUUUUGCGCAAUGCUAAUGGUCUAAUCAGAUUCAAUGGAUUAUGC
This is a messenger RNA of Paramisgurnus dabryanus, 3073 nucleotides long. It is a transcript of the gene tmem86a, whose product is annotated as transmembrane protein 86A. Gene Ontology annotation, cellular component: membrane. NCBI's taxonomy places the organism in Eukaryota, Metazoa, Chordata, Actinopteri, Cypriniformes, Cobitidae. The record is from RefSeq and is a predicted model, not a curated record. Gene Ontology annotation, molecular function: hydrolase activity.